AUGGUUGGUAAGUCCGCCUCUCCAGCUACUCCCGUCGCGGCGACUCCUGUCAGCAAACCGAAAAAAGACAAAAACGACCAGCCACUUCUUGUGAUCACUCAAAAUGUGGAGUUUCUUCCGAAAGAAUUCAUUCCAAUGUUCAAUCUGAUGACCGAGAAAAAGGGAAGAAAACGGAUUGAGUUGGCUGCGAUGGCUUAUACUGUGGAGACGGUCAUCAUGCCGACACUUCCACCAGCUGUUCAGGCUGAGUUGAAAGUUCAUGUUGAUAAACGUGUUCCAUUCGACAAGAAUUUCAAAGUCGACCUGCAAAAUAACGACUCUGUCAUCACAGUGCCCACAACUGCCCCUGCCGCCAAUCCAUCCACUCCGACGGCUGGAAGUGCACGUACUCCAGCUAGUGCUCGAACUCCUGCAACAGCCAAGUCGAAGACAGUGACAAGACGACGAAACAAGGGAAUGAAGAGUGAUCCGGGGAAGAGUAAUGCGCAGAGUAGUGGAAGUGUUCCGGAGAAGAAGACGGAUAAGAAUAAGACGGCGAGAAGGAAAAAGUAG
Messenger RNA from Caenorhabditis remanei, 552 nucleotides. RefSeq lists its product as uncharacterized. NCBI's taxonomy places the organism in Eukaryota, Metazoa, Nematoda, Chromadorea, Rhabditida, Rhabditidae. The coding region runs from base 1 to 552 and encodes 183 amino acids. The record is from RefSeq and is a predicted model, not a curated record. The transcript is spliced from 2 exons.